Oncorhynchus nerka (sockeye salmon) is the source of this 1049-nucleotide messenger RNA. RefSeq names its product metabotropic glutamate receptor 8-like. Gene Ontology annotation, cellular component: plasma membrane. Bases 423 to 1049 code for a protein of 208 amino acids. Gene Ontology annotation, biological process: regulation of synaptic transmission, glutamatergic; G protein-coupled glutamate receptor signaling pathway. The record is from RefSeq and is a predicted model, not a curated record. The transcript has 3 exons. Gene Ontology annotation, molecular function: group III metabotropic glutamate receptor activity. Lineage: Eukaryota; Metazoa; Chordata; Actinopteri; Salmoniformes; Salmonidae.
CUUCCUGUGGUGUUUUUUCAGCACUAUGAGCAAAAGCUUGCGCCGCAUUGGUGUGGUAGUGAGAGCGCGAAGGACCUGAUCUCAGUAACCCGCAGGGUCUUUUGAGCAUGUGAUGCCAAGGAUUGCAGAGAGAGAUCACCACUGUCCAGCCAGUGUGAGAAACUCAGCCUCUCUUCUCUCCAGCUCCCUUAUAUCACUCAAACUGCACCCCCUUUCCAGUGAUGCCAGGAACAUGCAUCAGCAGCUCUUUGAAACCAAGAGGUAAUCAUCCCUAACCUUACCCUGAUUUAGAGAGGGGCACCCAUGGUACGCCCCACCCUGUGCACCCACCACCACCCACCAGCUGCCUGCUGCUCCGAUCUUCCAGUGCUACACCAUCCCUCCCCUGACCCACUAUCCCACUCACCCGCACUGCUACCACCAUGGCCAGGGAGUCCAAACACCCCUCACUCUCCCGUUACUGCUUCCUCUUCCUACUGACUACCAAAUGCUACUGGCUGUUGGUCUCUGCCACUCAGAAGGUCUCGGACCCGCAGCUGCCUCUGCAGGAGUACGCCCACUCUAUCCGGCUGGACGGUGACAUCAUGCUGGGUGGCCUAUUCCCUGUGCACUCCCGUGGCGAGAGAGGAGUGCCCUGCGGGGAGCUGAAGAAAGAGAAGGGCAUUCAUAGGCUGGAGGCCAUGCUGUUUGCCAUUGACCUGAUCAACAAGGACCCAGAGCUGCUACCAAACGUGACCCUGGGGGCGCGCAUCCUGGACACGUGUUCCAGAGACACCUAUGCCCUGGAGCAGUCACUGACCUUUGUUCAGGCACUCAUCGAGAGGGAUGGCUCAGACGUGCGCUGCGCCAACGGGGACGCACCCAUCUUUGCCAAGCCGGAUAAGGUGGUGGGGGUCAUAGGGGCAGCGGCUAGCUCGGUGUCCAUCAUGGUGGCCAACAUCCUGCGGCUCUUCAAGGUCACCAGGCUGCUCAUUAAUGCGCACACCUGUUACCUUCGUUACGUCCACCUGCGUGUCAUCAGACUCACCUGGACUGCAUCACUUCCCUGA